Molecule: messenger RNA, 1119 nt
Organism: Aspergillus affinis
Lineage: Eukaryota; Fungi; Ascomycota; Eurotiomycetes; Eurotiales; Aspergillaceae
Exons: 4
Coding region: 1-1119 (372 amino acids)
Molecular function (GO): FAD binding
Source: RefSeq, a predicted model, not a curated record
AUGUCGUCUCUUCAUGGCUUGGCCCCAGUCCGCAAGGAUGUGAUCAUCAUCGGAGGAUCGCUUUCCGGCCUCUUGCACGGCAUCAUCCUGCACCGUCUCGGAUGCUCCGUACGGAUUCUGGAAAAAUCCCCACGAAGUACUCCCGUAUCCCACAUGGCAGGGGUGGCGUUGGGACCCGACGUGCUGCAAUUUUUAUCACGGUUCGACUGUGUCCAAGACGUUGCAAGUCUGGGAAUUCCUUCAGAGCUUCUUCAAUCGUUGGAUUCCAAUGGCCAGCCACACCCGUUUUUGUACGCUACCAGGAUCAUGUCCUCUUGGGGUGCCCUGUACUUCCGCCUGCGUGCCAACUAUGACGGCCUAUCUAGUGAAUAUAAGAAUGCGGUGGCUCGACGAUAUGCGGGAUACGUAGCCUGGAGGGGUGUGGUUCGAGAGAGCGAGGUCAGCGACGAGACGCAGCAUAUCUUCCGAAAGAACAUCACAUAUUCCGUCCUCAAAUCCCACGGCGCGCAUGUCAUUGUGUACUAUAUCCCCGGUGAAGCCGGAUCCGUAGAGCCGGGCCAACGCUUGCUCAACUUCUGCUGGUACUCCAACGAGAACACCUCCCAUCUCGACUCGAUCCUCACCGACACCUCCGGCCAUAAACACCGCAUCACAGUCCCGCCACAUAGACUCCGACCCGAGAUCUGGGCUCGCCAGCAGAAACUCGCCGAGACCAUCCUCGCCCCACCCUACCUGGAGAUCGUGCGAAAGAUAUCCGCCCCGUUCGUGCAUCUUAUCACCGACCACUGCUCGCCACAGGCGUCGUUCCUGAACGGCAAAGUGCUUCUGGUAGGGGAUGCAUCCGCGCUCCUGCGCCCACAUAUUGCCUUCUCGACCAACCAGGCGGCGUACCAGGCUGGUCUGACGGAGCGCCUGGUGAAGGGGGACAUACGCCUCGACGAAUGGGAGUACCAAGUUACAGUGGCAACGCAUCUACACUGGCGGCGCAGCGUGUGGUUUGGGAAUUUUUUCCAGCGGUCGUGGCCGUCGGCCCUAUGGAGUGCCGUGCUGUAUUGGGCUCUGGUGGUGGUGAAUGCGAUCCGUACCUGGAUGGGGUGGUUACCAAAGCAGGCGGUUUAA